GCGCUUGGCUGCCAGAGAAAGACGUGAUUGUUGUCAUCGAGCCUCCGUCCCGGCCCUCCCAGCCCUCCCAGCCCUCCCAGCCCUCCGCCCCCCGCGCUCCCACCGCCCUCGGCUCCCAGGAACAAAACCCCCGCGCUCGGGCCGGGCUCGCUCGUGGCGGAGCAGAGAGGAGGAGGAGGAGGUGGAGGAGGAGGAGGAGGAGGAGGGAGACAGCCAGAGAGAGACUUGUCUUGGGGAUUAAUAAGAGGCAGGAGGAGGGAGAGGUGCACACAGGGAAACACCUGGACCAUGAAGGUGGCCCUCAGGUUGCUUCUCCCACUCGUUCUCGUGCUGGUCUGGGGGGUGAGCGGGCAGCGGAGGAAACCCCCCCCCCAACCCCCCCCCCCCCCCCCCCCCCCCCCCGCGCCCGUGGAGCCCACGGAGCUGCCCCCGCCCCUGCCCCCGGGCCCCCCCUCCGUCUUCCCGGACUGCCCCCGGGAAUGCUACUGCCCCCCGGACUUCCCGUCCGCCCUGUACUGCGACAGCCGCAACCUGCGCAAGGUGCCCGUCAUCCCGCCCCGCAUCCACUACCUCUACCUGCAGAACAACUUCAUCGACGACCUGCCCGAGGAGUCCUUCAGGAACGCCACCGGCCUCAAAUGGGUCAACCUCGACAACAACCGCAUCCGGAAGGUGGACAGGCGGGUGCUGGAGAAGCUGGAAAACCUCAUCUUCCUCUACAUGGAGAAGAACCAGCUCAAGGAGGUGCCCGCCUUCCUGCCGCCCAACCUGGAGCAGCUGCGGCUGAGCAGGAACCAGAUCUCCAAGAUCCCCGCCGGGGUCUUCAACAAGCUGGAGAACCUGGUGCUGCUGGAUCUGCACCACAACAAGCUGAGCGACGGGGUCUUCAACAAAAACACCUUCAAGGGACUCAAGAACCUCAUGCAGCUCAACCUGGCCCACAACAUCCUGAGGAAGAUGCCCCCCGGGGUGCCCAGUGCCAUCCACCAGCUCUUCCUGGACAGGAACAACAUCGAGGACAUCCCCAGUGACUACUUCAAGGAGUUCCCCAACCUGGCGUUCAUCCGGCUCAACUACAACCAGAUCUCUGACAAGGGGCUCCCCAAGGACUCCUUCAACCUCACCAACCUGCUGGUGCUGCACCUGGCCCACAACAAGCUCACCAACGUCCCCUUCAUCAGCCCCAAGCUGGAGCACCUCUACCUGAACAACAACUCCAUCGAGAAGAUCAACGGGACGCAGAUCUGCCCCACCUCGCUCGUGUCCAUCCAGGACUUCUCCCCCUCCAACCUGGACGGUGUGCCCCGGCUCCGCUACCUGCGGCUGGACGGGAACCUCCUGAAGCCCCCCAUCCCCUUGGACCUGAUGAUGUGUUUCCGCCUCCUGCAGUCCGUGGUGUUCUAGCCCUGCCCCUCCUGCCCCAGGACUCGGCUUUGCACAGAGACUUCACCCCCCCGGCGGUGUUUGACACGUGGGACCCCCUUUUGCCUCCCUCUCUGCCCCUGCUCUCCCCCUGCCUCCGUUCCUUUCCUUUCCCCCUUCCCUCCCCUGC
Messenger RNA from Neopelma chrysocephalum (saffron-crested tyrant-manakin), 1552 nucleotides. RefSeq names its product proline and arginine rich end leucine rich repeat protein (gene PRELP). The coding region runs from base 289 to 1404 and encodes 371 amino acids. The transcript is spliced from 3 exons. NCBI's taxonomy places the organism in Eukaryota, Metazoa, Chordata, Aves, Passeriformes, Pipridae. Gene Ontology annotation, cellular component: extracellular exosome. Gene Ontology annotation, molecular function: heparin binding; protein binding. The record is from RefSeq and is a predicted model, not a curated record.